Messenger RNA from Geodia barretti, 208 nucleotides. Lineage: Eukaryota; Metazoa; Porifera; Demospongiae; Tetractinellida; Geodiidae. The record is from the annotation of a GenBank genome assembly.
UGGCAAAUUCAAACCUUCCUAUGAGACGCAAGAUUCACCAACACAGACCCAAAAGACUGACAUUGGGGACCCUGUGCUCGUCCAGGAUCCAGAGGCCAGGGAACCCGGCACAGGAGGUGUGGCCGAGAGUGAACUGAAUCAUUCCAACGAAAUGCUCAUAAAUUAGCCAGGGUCACCCACACCAUAGUACAACUGUUGUAGUCCCAGU